Messenger RNA from Trichomycterus rosablanca, 600 nucleotides. RefSeq names its product presequence translocase associated motor 16 (gene pam16). Gene Ontology annotation, biological process: protein import into mitochondrial matrix. The record is from RefSeq and is a predicted model, not a curated record. The coding region runs from base 136 to 516 and encodes 126 amino acids. The transcript has 5 exons. Lineage: Eukaryota; Metazoa; Chordata; Actinopteri; Siluriformes; Trichomycteridae. Gene Ontology annotation, cellular component: TIM23 mitochondrial import inner membrane translocase complex.
CUGCUCCGUACUGCGCUGUGGCCUCCAGCUGCAUCACCUUGAUGGAAGUCCAUGUGAGAGAUCAGUUCGGUUCAUCCUGAGAGAGAGAAGCUUCUGCUCCUCAUUAUUAUUACUGCUGAUAAUCACAGCUCAGUAAUGGCAAAGUAUCUAGCACAGAUUGUGGUGAUGGGAGUGCAAGUGGUGGGCCGAGCAUUCGCUCGUGCUUUACGUCAGGAGUUUGCAGCCAGCCAGGCUGCAGCCAGUGCCAGAGGGAGAGCAGGCCAGCAGUCGGCUGCGACGUCUAGCUUUACUGGAAUGAGCCUGCAGGAAGCACAGCAGAUUCUCAACAUAUCAACACUGAACCCAGAGGAAAUUCAGAAGAAUUACGAGAAUUUAUUUAAAGUGAAUGAAAAAUCUCAAGGUGGCUCCUUCUACCUGCAGUCUAAGGUGGUAAGAGCCAAAGAGCGUCUGGAUGAAGAGCUCACAAUUCUGAAUGAGAAUAAACCACAUGAGCAGAAAGAGCAGCAACAAACAUGAGUUUGGAAUUAUCAUCUCUCCCCUCUCCCUACCCGUCCACUGUAAAUAGUCCUAGUUAUGUUCAAUAAAGCUUUUUCCUUUUAA